This is a messenger RNA of Portunus trituberculatus (swimming crab), 3432 nucleotides long. RefSeq lists its product as uncharacterized. Lineage: Eukaryota; Metazoa; Arthropoda; Malacostraca; Decapoda; Portunidae. Gene Ontology annotation, molecular function: protein binding. The coding region runs from base 350 to 2329 and encodes 659 amino acids. The record is from RefSeq and is a predicted model, not a curated record. The transcript is spliced from 3 exons.
UCCCACAGAGGACCCAUACCUUACGUAGACCAAGACGGAUGUAAACUAUGCCAGAUUUCUUGAGUAACGUGUUGAUUUGCUUGCUUCGCACCAGUUAGCACCACAGCAUGGCACACCUGUAUGGGAUGUGGAUGAGAUAAUAGCGAGACCACCUUAGAUUAGCAUGGAUGGAUUCAGAGCAUUGUGAGCAGAAACACAAAAUCAAAUUAUGGUCACCAGAUGAUUGACAGCUAAUGAAGAGGAGUAAAUUCUUAACCUCAAAACAACAUGAAGAAAACCAUUGCUGCACAGAAAACAGCCUGCAUGAUCCUCUUCCAUAUAUGUUGAAACUGUCACAGAUCUCAGCACCAUGGCCUUUCGGAGACAACCCUUCCAGGGACAGAUUGGUAUGAAUGAGACACCACUCACCACAGUCAUCAGCUGUGGAGAAUUCAAGGCUGCAGAGCAGAUCAUUGAGUCUACCAGUGACCCAACCUACCUCAAUGAUGGCCGCGGUGAGAACAUUCCCCUCUACAUGGUCCUUUCCAACAACUGCUAUGCCAAGAACUGCCGGAACCUGAAGCUGGCUCGACUGUUGGUCGAGAAGGGUGCCAGUCCCAACCUCAGGAUACCCCUUAGGGACUUAGACUUGGCAUGCCCAAGCCCGUUUGAGGAACUGGUGGUGUAUCACGAAGUGCUCAAGUCAUAUGUUGCUGGUGUUUCUGAUGUGCUGUUUGAGGAGAUGGAGAUGUACUUUGAAACUGAAGAGCUAAAGUUGGAAUUUUUAACCAACACUCUUGAUCUUGAUAAUGAGAAGUGUCUUCCCAACCUUGAGAGUUGUAAGAAACUGAUUGAACAGACUAGUGAGUUGAUUGACAUAUUCCUUCGCUAUGGAAGUGAUCCUAGUGUUCUUACAACAUUUUCCCACAAGUCCCUCUUUCACUGGGUGAUCGAACAUGAGGAUAUUGAUCUCGCCAAACGCUUCUUGGACACUUGCAGAGUGAAUCUCAACCUUUGUGAUGUGCAUGGUAGUACUCCCUUGAUGGAUACCAUUCUGAGAAACACUCCAGAAAAUUCAUUUGCCAUUUAUGAAGCAAUGUGUGACACAGCUGACACUGUAGAUAUAAAUGCCUGUGACUGCUGUGGGGAGACAGCCCUUUUUAGGGCAGUGUUUGCUGGUGCUACUGAAAUGGCAGUCAGGCUGUGUCAGGAUGGAGCCAAACUGAAGACUGUUGUGUGUCUGUCUCAAGUCCCCAUGUCAACCUGCAAAAAACCACCAGAUAGUACUAGCUUGAUAUAUUCUGGCCUUCUGUUGGAGAGAGUGUCUCCCAUGACCACCCCCUUCCUGGCACCUCUGCUGGCAGACUCACUAGUCCAGCUCAGAUACUCCCAUGUUUCUACACAAGAUUCCAAUUCUGACAUAUUCCAUCCUCAUAAACAUCUCCUAGACAAAAUUAUUUCAGCCUCUGUUUCUCCUUUAAUAGAUCAUGGUUGCUUCAGUAAUCAGAUCGUUGCUUCAGAAGUAACAUCUCUGCUGGAAAAUACAAACUAUGUAAUGACAAAGCAGGUUAAUCCCACAGAUCUGUUAACCUUGAUGUUUGGCCAAGUGUCAUGUGGUUUGCGUCAGUUGUGUGUGAGGACUAUUCUUGAUCAUUCCCUCAUGGUGUCUCAGGUAACUAGUAAACUGUGGCCAGAAGAAGCACCCAGUGUUUUCUGUAACCAUUACUGUGAGGGAGCAGUAACUAAAGCCAAGAUGGAGGAACUAGUGAAAAUUUUGGGUCUUCCUCAGCCAUUUCAAAUUUUUUUUGACAUUGAGGCAGUCAAAUAUUUGUGUUGUGGUCUAAUAAUGAGUUAUCGCAGCAUGGAGUGUGACCAGGCAUGUUACGAGGAGUCCUUGUUUGAUGAUGAUGAUGAUGAUGAUGAAUCUUCCAGUUAUGAAUUUUCUUCAGUGUACGCUGAUUCAGACUCUCUCCUUUUCUUCUCUUCUGACAUCAGUGAAGAAUCCUCUGAGGAGGUUGAUGACUUGUCAGAUGAAGAUCUCUCAGGCAGUGAGGAGGAUGUAGAUGUAGAGGAUGAGUCAAAAGAAACAGAGAAGAGCAAGGAGGACACUUCUAAGCUUAAGAAAAUAAAGUAUAAACAAGACGAUUCUAGUUCUGAUUCCGAGUCUGAGUCUGAAAACAUGAGGGUGGUGGUGGAAACUUUCUGUGAGGACUUGGCUGAGGGUGUGGCACAAGAUCACCCAAAUGUUUGCUGUGAUAAAUAUCAAAGACUUGAUGACGAAUCCACAACCACUACAGAAUCUCGAGAAAAUCUGACUGCAAGUGACUCUAUCUCUGAUUCUCUUUGUUAGUAUUAUAGACAAAACAAAUCUCUUGAACAUUUGUCUAUCUAACCAUUGAUCCAUUAGGGUUUCUGUAUAUCUGCCUAUCUGUCCAUCUAUAGCUACAUCUAUUUACAUCGUGUCGUUCUAUAUAUUUAUUAUGGCACCUUUUUCUUUUAGAAUUUCACAAGGGGGUUAGGUAUGGAUGAAGACUCUCCACUUACUUUUUUCUUUAAUACAUUAGCCCUGGACACCUCACACACUCUUCUUUCCUGGUUUUGUGUAUCAAAAUAGAAAGCCGUCCCCACAAAAAUCAGUAUUUGUGUUCUUCGGUUAACUCGUCAGUCAUGUCAUUGUCUUCCAUUGCCUCCAGGUGAAACAAACUACACCUCUCUUGCCAUUCUCCAUCCCUUCACCACCUGGACAUGCUAAAUGGUUCACGUAUAUUCUCAUCACCUUCAUUCAUUACUAUUCAUUUUGUUCACCACUCACAGAUCAUUCCUCUGCUAUAAUCAUAAACUUCAACUUUCAUUCCAUGCUCAUAUUUAUUCCCAGGUCAGUGGUGUUACUCAUGCUAUUGUAUGGUAUUCUGGUUUUAUUUUUACUUCUGCUUUUCAUCAUAUGAAAGUUGGUUUUGCUUUGCCUUGUUCUAUGCUUCCAUAUUAGCACAGAAUUUAACCAAGAUAUAUAAACUUCUAUGCUUUUAAUUCUUAUUGAUAUUUAUAACAUUUAAUCACGUAACAUGUUGUUUGUAGCACUUAGUUAAUAUUCAGUCAAGACUGACUGACCCUAUGGCCUUGGCAAUCAUUUAUGGCAUUGAUGGUAACAUGUCAAACUUACAUUACCUUGGAUGUCCUUCCAGGGUUUCAGUUACUGUCAGCAACUUCUGGCUUAUUCGUUUCACCAGCAGACCAAUUCCUCAUUGCUUCCAAAAUGCUGAAAAUGUGGCAUAACAUGUUAUAUGGCUCAUAGUUACUAAACUACAUGAAUGAAAAUUUGUCCAAUAAGCUAAAUAAUAUAUCUUCCUGCUACCUCUUUUUUAAGGUUAAAUUAUUUUGUUUUUAAGGCUAAAACAACCAUUUACAACACUUAAAAUUUUAUCAGUUUGAAUAAAAUGAACAAACAACCCCAGA